Carcharodon carcharias (great white shark) is the source of this 2615-nucleotide messenger RNA. Its product is annotated as bactericidal permeability-increasing protein-like. The transcript has 17 exons. Gene Ontology annotation, molecular function: lipid binding. The record is from RefSeq and is a predicted model, not a curated record. NCBI's taxonomy places the organism in Eukaryota, Metazoa, Chordata, Chondrichthyes, Lamniformes, Lamnidae. Bases 435 to 1853 code for a protein of 472 amino acids.
ACCCGAUCCAGUUGCUGAGCAAUUUUUUAAAAUUCUGAUUUAAGCUUUAAAAUUGUUACACAUCCUUUACCUCGAACUUCCUGCUUAGAUUUGUGAAGCAGGUGAGCUAAAAACCCAUACAAAACAAAUGGUGAAGAGUCGCAGGAUCGCUUAAUUAAUUGUGUCUUGUUCAAAAAAGGCUGGAGGAGGCUGUCUCAAGGAAUGAGGAAGCUGGUUUCUUCAGGAGGUAGUUCAUUCAUUCAUCUCAGGCAAUGACAGAACUGGUUUAUUCAGGGCUUCAGUCUGGAAAGAAAUCUCCAGGAGCUUCACAGAGACAUGAGGGAAGCAGACAUUGAGCCAAACAAGGAGAGAUUGGGAAGCUUGUUUAAAUAGAAAGGACUAGGGAACCUUGACAGUUUCAUUGUAUAGCACGCAUCAAGCGUGAGUCCUUGAGGAUGGUCUGGAUUGUGACUAUCACUCUCCUACUUUUCUCUUCACAUGCCUUGUGUACAAACCCAGGAUUGAAAGUGAGAGUAACACAGAAAGCCUUGGAAUAUGGUCGGGAGAUUGGGAUACAGGUGUUGCAACAGAAACUACGGGAGAUUCAGAUUCCAGAUGUCAGUGGCAAGGCAGAUGUGCCUGUGAUUGGCCACGUACAUUACCACAUCACAGGGAUACGCAUUAAUGAUAUUAGUCUGCCUCAGUCUGCAGUAGGAUUCUAUGCUGGAAACGGCAUUAAGCUGUCCAUUGACAAUGCCUAUAUACACUUAACUGGACACUGGAGAGUGAAGUAUCUUUUUAUAUCGGACAGUGGUUCAUUUGACCUCUCAGUGAACCAUCUGUCAAUAUCAGAGGCAAUAGGAAUGACCCGAGACAAUACUGGGCGUCCUGCAGUGCACAGUGCUGGCUGCACAGCCAAUGUUGGCAGCUUAGACAUCACCUUUCACGGAGGAGCCAGCUGGCUGUACAAUCUCUUCUCUAGUUCCCUGGAGGGCCCCAUUCAUUCUUCUCUUAACCGAGAGAUUUGUCCAAAAGUCUCCAGUGCGAUCAAUGGGUUGGAACAACAUCUGAAGACUAUGAAGAUCUCUUCCCACGUUGACAAAUAUGUUGAAAUUGAAUAUUCCCUGGUUAAUCCAAUUGCAAUCACAAACAUAUUCAUGGACCUGGAUUUUAAGAGUGAAUUUUAUAGUGUGGCACAGCAUAAAGAGGCUCCCUUCAGUCCGCCCCCGGUUAGCCUCUCCGAACAAACUGAUCACAUGAUGUACUUGGGGCUGUCAGAUUUCUUUGCUAAUUCAGCAGGAUUCGCCUAUUAUGGAGCCGGUGCCUUGCAUGUGAACAUCACCAAUAAUAUGAUUCCAAAACAAUAUCCUGUCAGAUUAAACACAUCAACCUUCAGAUUUUUAAUACCUCAGGUGGAGAAGCUCUAUCCCAACAUGCUGAUGCUAAUGAACCUCCAUGCCAACCAACGUCCUGUUCUGAAAGCUACACCAAACAACAUCACCAUUCAAGCAUAUGGUGCUAUUGAUACAUUUGCAAUCCUCCCUAAUUCAUCUCUUGCACCGCUUUUUGUCCUUGACAUCUGUGCUAGUGUGUCUGCUAAGAUGGCUAUCUCUGAGAUGAAACUGACUGGAUCGUUGAAACUCAACAGUCUACGCCUAUCCCUUGGACAUUCUGAUGUCGGCCCUUUUAAGGUGACUAUGCUACAGGGGCUAUUGAACAUUGCAGUUAAGGCAGUGGUGUUACCGAAAGUCAAUGCAAGACUAGCCAAUGGAUUUCCACUUCCAAGUGUGGAUCGCUUAAGCUUUGUAAACCCACUCCUUAAGGUGAACCAGGAUGUCCUGGUGAUUGCGACUGACAUCCAUUAUGGUUCUUAACCGACUGCUGUUGCCAGCAAAGACAGAGUGAUGGAAACAAGGCCAGCCACUUGACUGCUUUGAUUACCUGGAAUAAUCCAACCAUUUCUUAAGAUGAGGACUGCCAGUGCUUACAAGAGGCUAUAGAUUAAAUUUGACCACAUUUUCUGUCAAAAUAUUGUUAAUUUCUAAUUUGACACUUUUCAAUCAAGUGAGAUUUUUCAUGAAAAAUGCAGUGGCAAAAAGUGGAACUAGUUUCAGUCACUGUUGUUUAGUCAUCAGAAAUAAGAAACAAAGCCUCACUUUGAGGGGUAAGUGAAGUGUUUCAGAACAGCAUUUUACUUCCCAUCAGUGAAGUGUACAUGGCAUUAAUUUUGCUGAGUAUGUAUGUGGUGUUGUCACUUCCUCUUAUGUGGUUCUUUGUUAUUUUUUGUUUCUCUUUUAAACCAAAAUCAAUCGGCUACAAAUAUUUGUGAUUCACCUUAUCAAAUCCUUCUCAAUGUACAUUUUUAAGAGCACCAGGUUUAAGAAACAAAAUUAACACUCCUACAGAACUGAAUCUCCUUCAUUCUCCCAUACACUUGUUAAUAUUUCUUGUGCAGAUUAUUUUCAAAAAUGCAAUGUGCAUGUCCAUUGACCGGGGCUAUGAUCUUGUACAUGGUACUCACUGUAAUGCUUUACUGAAGCUAUUUUUGAUGCUGUUCUGCCUCCAGCCGUGCUAAAAUUCAAAAUAUAAAUGUGUUAAGGAAAAGUAUCAGUAAAAUUUUCCAGUACUUUACUGUA